Messenger RNA from Adineta steineri, 255 nucleotides. The record is from the annotation of a GenBank genome assembly. Lineage: Eukaryota; Metazoa; Rotifera; Eurotatoria; Adinetida; Adinetidae.
AUGCCAGUGAAUGUGUUACCACCAGCACACAUACCGCUCGCACCAGAGUUAACCAUGUAUGCAUUUCCCGACAAACUUGUUACCACUGCCUGUCCGCUUAAACAGCAGCAAGCAGAUGUGCUGCAAGAUGAAUCGGGCGUAGAAAUAUGUGGAAUAUAUUCGAAAACAUAUUGUCGAUUAAGUAACGAAACAGCAUCAUCAUCAUCAUUAUCUGAAUAUUGUGUUCAAGCAGUGAGAUCAAGUGGACAUGCAUAG